Messenger RNA from Rhododendron vialii, 2642 nucleotides. RefSeq names its product 15-cis-phytoene desaturase, chloroplastic/chromoplastic. The coding region runs from base 522 to 2279 and encodes 585 amino acids. The record is from RefSeq and is a predicted model, not a curated record. Lineage: Eukaryota; Viridiplantae; Streptophyta; Magnoliopsida; Ericales; Ericaceae. The transcript has 15 exons. Gene Ontology annotation, cellular component: chloroplast thylakoid. Gene Ontology annotation, molecular function: phytoene dehydrogenase activity. Gene Ontology annotation, biological process: carotenoid biosynthetic process.
UUGCUUUGCAUUCUCGUUUUCAAUUUCGCUCUUAUAAAUAUUGGUAGUUCCGAAUGUUUUCAAAGUCACUUUCACCAUCACGCAUUAUUGUGUGACUGGGGAGUAAUAACAACCCCCUCGUUUUCCCUGUACCCACCAUUUCUUAAGUGGUAACAGCCAAAACACCACCAUAAAGAAGGCCACAGUUCCCCCUGCUUCAUUCCCUUGUGCCAAGUUUGCUCUCUGCCAUCCCUUAGAACAUUUCAUUUGUUAUCUCUUUCGCUCAGUUUGAGGGAACAUAAUUCAGCUUUCUCAAGCCCGGAUUUUAUUUUCCCCGAGGUAAAACCAACUCAUGAAGCUGUUUCAUCUCCAGGCCGUAAAACGCAUCUUACGUGAAGGGUUCUCUUGAAUUGAUUUUGCUGAAAUAUACAGUCUUUCUGAUCGAACCCUUCUCAGAGGGGUACUAUUGCUGCAGUCAUUGAAAUAUUUCCCAAGAGUUAGUCCUGGUUCGCGAAUCUGAACUGUGUAUUGUGUCUGAUAAAAUGUCUCAAUUUGGACAUGCUUCUGCCGUAUAUUGGACUGGUCAACACAACGCAACUAAUCUGUGGAACCCAAGGUAUACUUGGAGAUGUGGUUGUCCCAUUAGUUCAAGGCAUAACAAUGCGCUAUCAUUUAAAGGGAGUGAUUCAUUGGGUCAUAGGGUAUCAAAUGCCUAUGCUAUUAGAACCAGACCAAUGAAGAAUGUGCAGCCUUUGCAGUUCUUUGUGUUGAAGGUGGUUUGCAUGGACUAUCCCAGACCAGAGCUUGAGAGUACUGUCAAUUAUUUGGAAGCUGCUUACUUAUCUUCAUCCUUUCGUACUUCUCCUCGUCCAGAUAAACCAUUAAAGGUCGUAAUUGCUGGUGCAGGUUUGGCUGGUUUGUCAACUGCAAAAUAUUUGGCGGAUGCAGGCCAUAAACCUAUAUUGUUGGAAGCAAGAGAUGUUUUAGGUGGAAAGGUGGCUGCGUGGAAAGAUGAUGAUGGAGACUGGUAUGAGACGGGCUUACAUAUAUUCUUUGGCGCCUACCCAAAUGUCCAGAACCUGUUUGGAGAACUUGGUAUAAAUGAUCGGUUGCAGUGGAAAGAACAUUCUAUGAUAUUUGCAAUGCCAAACAAGCCAGGGGAGUUCAGUCGAUUUGACUUCCUUGACAUUCUACCGGCACCAUUGAACGGGAUAUGGGCUAUCUUAAAGAACAAUGAAAUGCUUACUUGGCCAGAGAAAGUAAAGUUUGCAAUUGGACUACUGCCAGCAAUGGUGGGUGGACAGGCUUAUGUUGAAGCUCAAGAUGGUUUAACUGUGAAAGACUGGAUGAGGAAACAAGGUGUACCAGAUCGAGUAACUACUGAGGUGUUUAUUGCCAUGUCAAAGGCAUUAAACUUCAUAAACCCUGAUGAACUUUCCAUGCAGUGUAUUUUGAUUGCCUUAAACCGGUUUCUUCAGGAAAAGCAUGGUUCGAAAAUGGCAUUUUUGGAUGGUAAUCCCCCAGAGAGACUUUGCCUGCCAAUUGUCGAUCAUAUUCAGUCACUAGGCGGUGAAGUCCGACUUAAUUCUCGAAUUCAAAAGAUUGAGCUGAAUAAAGAUGGAACCGUGAAGAACUUUUUGCUAAAGAAUGGUAAUGUUAUUGAAGGAGAUGUUUACGUUUUUGCCACUCCAGUCGAUAUCUUGAAGCUUCUUUUGCCCGAAGACUGGAAAGAGGUUCCUUACUUCAGGAAAUUGGAGAAAUUAGUUGGAGUUCCCGUUAUAAAUGUUCACAUAUGGUUCGACAGGAAACUGAGAAACACAUACGAUCAUCUUCUUUUUAGCAGAAGUCAGCUUCUCAGUGUGUAUGCUGACAUGUCUGUUACAUGCAAGGAAUAUUACGACCCACAUCGCUCUAUGCUGGAAUUGGUUUUCGCCCCUGCAGAGGAAUGGAUCUUGAAAAGUGAUCAAGAAAUUAUUGACGCUACUAUGAAGGAGCUCGCAAAACUCUUUCCUGAUGAAAUUUCUGCAGAUCAGAGUAAAGCAAAAAUAUUGAAGUACCAUGUCGUUAAAACACCAAGGUCUGUUUAUAAAACUGUCCCGGACUGUGAACCUUGCCGUCCGUUACAGAGAUCCCCAGUGGAAGGUUUCUAUUUGGCCGGUGACUACACAAAACAAAAAUAUUUGGCUUCAAUGGAAGGUGCUGUUCUUUCAGGAAAGUUUUGUGCACAAGCUAUUGUACAGGAUUUCGAAUUGCUUGCUUCCCGGAGCCAGGAAAAACUAGCUGAGGCAAGUCUGGUGUAACAAACAAUGCAAAUCUGAAGCAAAUUUGUGAUUACCCAGAAAGCAUGCAGAAAUUAAGGAUCUGCAGAUACAUGGUAUUUGGGCAAGGAAAAUGCUGCAAAAAUACACGUCAGUCAUCUAUUCAACAGCAAGCUAUUUGACAGCGAAUCCCUAAGAGUGCAAGUUUACCUAUUUUUGUUUUCAUCACUGUAAUCUGUAUACAUGACUGUGCCCUAAGGUAAAUUCAGUCGAUUUUAGGAGAAGGUUUGUAAAAAUAUCACACUCUUGGUGAAAAUGUUACAAAUUUAGAGGAACGCUAUAUGCUUUUAAACUUCUUGUACACUCAUUUCUGUUUCAAAUGAAGCGAUUCGUUACCAACUCACA